AUGAAGAAUCCAUUGUUUUUGUCAUUACUUUACUUCUAUUUGUAUUUUUCAAACGGGUCACCAGUCUCUUUAGUUUCAAGUGACAUCAAUAUUCCUGCCGCCAAUGAAAAUUCAUGCAAAGACGGGUAUUCAUUUGACAACACGACAUCUGCAUGUGUAGCAUGUUCUCCUGGGACUUUUUCGAACAGCGCAACAAAUGGGAGUUGUUUUGAGUGUGAUGAAGGGCUUUACCAGAAUAUGUCUGGACAAUCAAGUUGCAUCAAGUGCCCUGUUGGGACUUUUAUGAACAAAACGGGUGCGACGUCGUGCAACUUUUGCAUUCAAGGGAGUUUCCAGAAUGAGACUGGAAAGGUAGGGUGUAUGUACUGUCCACCCGGGACAUACUCAAAUCGAUUGCGUUCGACUCAGUGUGAAUUAUGUGAAACUGGGACGUACUCGUUAACUGGAUCUAUGUCGUGCCAACAAUGUAGUUCAGGCAGCUAUUACUUUUUGUUGUCGAAUGGGAGUUCAGUGUGUUAUCCAUGUUCUCAGGGACUUUAUCAGCCCGAAAGUAAUCAGACGAGUUGUGAGUUAUGUCAUGGGGAGGUCAGUUAUGACCGAACUGCUUGUUAUGAGUGUGAAGGUGGAUAUUCAUAUGAUCAACAGGGGAAUAUAUGUUGUGACAAUGGUGCAUUUAGUACCGGGAUAGCUGUUGCAAUUGGAUUGGCAAUUGCUUUUCUCGUUGUCCUCCUUGUUUCUAUCUUUGUGAUUUACUUCACGCUCUAUAGAAAGGAAAAAGCGAAGAACAAUUUGACGAAGGAAGGAUUCGUCACAAACAAAGAUAUUGUCAAACUGUAUUUAACUCAUUGA
Messenger RNA from Entamoeba invadens IP1, 849 nucleotides. RefSeq lists its product as hypothetical. The record is from RefSeq and is a predicted model, not a curated record. The coding region runs from base 1 to 849 and encodes 282 amino acids. NCBI's taxonomy places the organism in Eukaryota, Evosea, Mastigamoebida, Endamoebidae. The transcript has a single exon.